Molecule: messenger RNA, 6347 nt
Organism: Xiphias gladius (swordfish)
Lineage: Eukaryota; Metazoa; Chordata; Actinopteri; Istiophoriformes; Xiphiidae
Gene: atg9b
Product: autophagy related 9B
Exons: 14
Coding region: 563-2995 (810 amino acids)
Biological process (GO): protein localization to phagophore assembly site; autophagy of mitochondrion
Cellular component (GO): autophagosome; phagophore assembly site
Source: RefSeq, a predicted model, not a curated record
AACAGUGGACACACACGGGAUGGUGUAUUUUUGGAAACCGAAUAACAGACCUCGGGACAGACUGAAGACAACCAUGUCUUGAUUAAAACAUAGUUUUGUGUUUUGAACAAGCUCUGGCCAAAUUUGGACUCAAGGCAGACGAAAGAAGAUCAAGAGCAGCAGAUGGACGGACCAAGUCGGGAACAAAACAAACCGUUGUCACCCUGACGACACUAGUGGCUGAAUCAUUCACAGGCUAGCAAGCCAUCACACAGUUGGCUUAGGUAGUUAGCUUACAUGCAGGUGUUUUGCAUUCAUUAGUUAUCUACCGAAUAUUUGUCUGCUUAUUUUUUAAACUGCUUCCAAGUAUUUAACUUGUUAUCAUGGUAGUGUAGGGUUACACAAGCGCCGUCCAUCAGACUAGCAAGUUAGCAAGCUAAUGUUAGCUGCAGCUAACGAAUGCUUGAGCUGCCGAGUAGCAGGAUACAGUAUGUAGCUGAGGUUGCGAGACUGCAUUCGUUUCAGACAGUGUUUACUACAAGUAGCUCGUCAGUUGGGAAUGACCUUAAGAAUGUGAAGCACAAUGGCCAACUUUGAAGCAUAUCAGGAGUAUCAGAGAAUUGAGGACUUCGAGGAGGACUCACCAACAGGCGAGGAGGAUUUACUGGUUCAUGUGCCUGAAGGCCUGAAAGAUUCAUGGCAUCAUAUCAAGAACCUGGAUAACUUCUUCACAAGGAUCUAUCAUUUUCAUCAAAAGAAUGGCUUUGCUUGUAUGAUGUUGUCAGAGUUCUUUGAACUUGUUCAGUUUUUGUUUGUUGUCACAUUCACAACGUUCCUCGUCAACUGUGUGGAGUAUGAUGUCCUGUUUGCCAAUCGAGCAGUCAACCACACCGGGCCAGGCCAGAACCCCUUGGAUAGAAACAAAGUCACUCUCCCAGAUGCCAUCUUACCGAGCCAGCAGUGCACUCAGAGGAUUCGAGAAAAUAGCUGGAUUAUAUUUCUUCUCAUCAUGGCAGCCAUCUUUUGGACCUAUCGACUUGUUAAGGUCAUUUGCAAUAUUUUGAGCUACUGGGAGAUCAGGCAAUUCUACAUUAAAGCUCUGAAGAUCAGAAUGGAUGAACUAUGCAACUUCACAUGGCAGGAAGUCCAGGACCGGCUCAUUAGCCUACAACGAGAACAGCAAAUGUGCAUACACAAGAAAGAGCUGACAGAACUUGACAUCUAUCACCGCAUCCUGCGAUUCAAGAACUACAUGGUGGCCAUGAUAAACAAAUCACUGCUGCCAGUGCAGCUGCAGCUCCCCCUGCUGGGCAAUGUGGUGUUCCUUACCCAGGGCCUCAAGUACAACUUUGAGCUCAUCCUCUUCUGGGGUCCUGGCUCUCUGUUUCAGAAUAAGUGGAACCUGCAUCCCAAGUACAAGCGGAAUGGGAACCGCCUAGAGCUCGCCCAGCAGCUUAGUAGAGUCAUCCUGCUGAUGGGUUUGGCCAAUUUGCUGCUGUGCCCCUUCAUCCUGGUGUGGCAGGUGCUGUACGCUUUCUUCAGCUACACAGAAGUGAUCCGCAGAGAACCUGGAAGCCUGGGUGCACGACGCUGGUCCCUCUAUGGUCGUCUAUACCUUCGUCAUUUCAAUGAGCUGGACCAUGAGCUGCAUGGACGUCUAGGUCGUGGCUACAAACCCACUUCCAAAUACAUGAACUCCUUUACAUCACCACUGCUGACUGUACUUGCAAAGAACAUAACCUUCUUCUCAGGCUCAGUGUUGGCUGUUCUCAUUGCACUGACAGUCUAUGAUGAGGAUGUUCUGACAGUGCAGCACAUUCUAACUGCUAUCACUGUCCUGGGAGUUGUUAUUACUAUUGCCAGGUCCUUCAUCCCAGAUGAGCAUAUGGUGUGGUGUCCAGAACAGCUGCUUCAGUGCAUGCUGGCACACAUUCACUACAUGCCAGACCACUGGAGGGGCAGUGCGAACAAGAGCGAGACACGUGACGAGGUGGCGCAGCUGUUCCAGUACAAAGCGGUGUUCAUCUUGGAGGAGUUGCUUAGUCCUAUUGUCACACCCUUCAUUCUCAUCUUCCUUUUGAGGAACAAGUCUCUAGAGAUCAUUGACUUCUUCCGGAACUUUACUGUGGAGGUGGUUGGAGUAGGAGACAUCUGUUCCUUUGCACAAAUGGACAUCAGACGCCAUGGAAACCCAACAUGGAUGUCAGAGGGCCAGACAGAGGCUUCUGUAUACCAACAGGCAGAGAAUGGCAAGACAGAAUUGUCCCUCAUGCAUUUCACCAUUAAGAACCCACGCUGGCAGCCACCACUGGAGAGCUCAGUGUUUAUCAGCCAUCUAAAGGAGAAGGUGCAGCAUGAUGCACAGGGUGGCCCCUCCACCAAGCUGCUGCUUUCUGAGGCUCCUCUCUGCACCUCACUUCAAUCCAAUGAGUCUGCCACUGGGCCUGAUAAUCUGUUGGCCAGUGUCCUUGCCCACCCCAUUCUGACUGCAUCUGGACUGCAAGGGCGAGACCAUCACUUCAUCCCACCAAGCACUGCUGCCUCUGCUGCUGCCAGUGUCCUGGCCUCUUUGUCCACCUCCCAACUUGCACAUACCAGCCGCAGCCGCUCACAGGGCCUCCUGCCCUCCUCCGUCCACCCCGAGAGCACCAUGUACCGCAGUGAUCGCACCAUCAUUGACAGUAUGUCUAACAGUGACUCACGCAUCCGGAGCAAUGCACUGCACUCAGAGUUCGCCUCCGCAGAGAUGAGCCUCCAUGCCAUCUACAUGCAUGAGCUCCACCAGCAGAGCUCCCACCCACAGAGACCUUCAGGGCAGUGGCAGAACGCAGUGCCAAUGAGUGAUCUGCACACAAACACUGGCUUCCAGGCACAUACUGGCCUUGGUUCCAGCAUGUCCAUGCCCACUGCUGUCCAGCUUGGCGGCUGGCAAGAAGAGGAGGAUGAGGAGGAUGGAGAUGAUCAGGGGAUUAACAUUGGAUCUACUCCAAAGCAGGGCACCGGAAGUAGUUGUUGAAGUGCCUUAUGUCAUAAGUGUUUACAUUUUACUUUCUUCAAUGAACAUUGUGGCCUUAGAUGAUCUUCAUGGAGAAUUUAGCAUGGACCUUUAAAAUGUCAUUCAUUAAUUUGUGGGAGGGGCUCAUUGAAUAACCACUGUUUCUGCACCUCCACGCCUCAUCCUGUCACAUCAGGCAGACUAUGGCAUCAGGGAAACCAUAUGUCUUCCGUCCGUUUCAUCAUGAUCUUGUCAUAAACUUGUACAGACAACUGCAAAGUACAUUUGACAAGAGACAAUAUAGCGUAUUAAUAGGCUGUGUGAUGGUGGGUGUGGGCUAUUUUAUUUUGGAAUGCAAAAGGCUCAUCACAACCUCUGCUGAGCCUCUGUGUGCACAAUUCAAUUGCUUGUGCAUCACAAGGUUUUACAGUGUGAGUCUAAUUGAAGAUUUCACAGAAUGGCGUCUUGUUCUAUGCUACAUAGACUGCAAGCUGUAUCUUAGCUGCCUGAACAAUUUUGAUCAUCUGGAAAAAAAAAAAAAGAAAAGGAAUUCAGAAAAUCAAGAUGUGCCGGUGGAACCUGGUGAUUUGUAAAUACACUUUUGCGUCUUACUUAUCCUUUAGUCCACAUUUUUACUACCAGAUCUAAUCUUUGAAAAAGAUACCAAGUAUUAAUAUUAUGAAGAGCUGACUGUACAGUAGCCGUAGUACUAAAAUGCCAUGUUUACCUGGCAAAAGGAAGACAUGGUGUUUUAGUACUGGGUAUUGGGUUAGAAUUAGUAUUGGGUUUGAUAACACAUGUCUUUAAACUAGGCAAACACAUGUUUUGAUGCUGCUGUCUGUGUUUAGUGGUCCUAAAUACAGAUUUUGUUCAGUAUUAAAAUUUUUACAGCUGAUCUAUCAAGAUAUUGCUUUCCCUCAAAAACAGAACUGAAAUUUUGGGCACCAAGUACACUUGGCAUCAAAAUCUUAAUGCAGACAGAAGAUGUCUUUUAAUUCUCUUUAGGCUGGACACAAAGUCAGCUUUAUGCCUUAACUACUAUAUAAACAUAUGUAUUUAAAUCCUAGUUUUCCGUAUUACCUCAGUGGUGGUGAAGAAAAACUAAUACUCCAAUAAAUACCUCUGCAGUGUAUUUACUUUUGUAUAAAUAUAUAUACAUAUGUUUUUUUUGCAGUGUACAGAAGCAUCUUUUAACUGCAUUAUUGAUUUUAAUGUCAGAUGUAAAUAGAACCUAUUUCAUUUUCUGUUCAUAUUUCUUGUCCAGCAGAUGUUUGGAGUCAGAUGUCCCAGAAAUGGUGGGGAGGAAUUUUUUUUUUUUUUGAACAAAACAGGGUGUUACUGCUUUUACGAAUCCUUGUUGUGCACAUUAACAUUUUGUUGUGUCCUUUUCUCAAAAAGCUCACAUAAAAAAGGAACUUAAUCAUAAGGGCUUAUAUCAGAGCAUGUGCUGUUGCUUCUGCAGCUUUAGGUUUCAAGACUUUAGGACAAGACAGUUCCUCUCAGGCUUUACACUUACAAAGUAAGAGCAAGAGGAGAAAAAAGCCUUUCCACAGUCAGCAUCAUUUGUUAGCUUUAAAAAUAUUUAUUACCUGUUUCCCCCAGAUAUUUAAUUGAUAUAUAUGUAUUAUUUAUUUGAAAAAAAUAUUGUUUUGUCAAAUAAUUUACUUUCAUGGCUUCUAAUCUUAUUAAUGAAAGAAAUGGCAUAUACCCCCCUCACUAAACGUAGUUUCAAGGAACUAAUUUUGCUUUUGAAGUUCUGAUACAAAGGAUUUAUUAAUGCAAAGAUAACCUGCCCAGCUGCAUGAUGUUGAAUGUGAUUUAAAAAAAAAAAAAAAAAAACAAAACUGGGACUAAAACUGCUUGUUACUGUAGUGCGUAAAAUAUCACUCUACCCAUUUUUAUUGCAUUCUACAAAGAUCACAGUAAUAUAGAUCUCAUCCUCCACUACUGCAAGAAUUUAGAGCAUACAGAUAUCUUUCCAGUCUCAUGUGUUUAGAAAAAAUUCCACCUUCAUUGUGUGUGUGUGUGUGUGUGUGUGUGUGUGUGUGUGUGUGUGUGUGUGUGUGUGUGUGUGUGUGUGUGUGUGUGUGUGUGUGUGUGUGUGUGUGUGUGUGUGUGUGUGUGUGUGUGUGUAUCUAUCUGUAGAAGGAAUGUGUUUUGACACCUGCGUAAUUAUGCUAACACAAACUCAGAAUUUUGCACUGAAAAAACAACAAACAAUUUUUUAUAAUGUGUAUGUGUGUACGUACAUAUAUAUGGGAGAUAUAAAUAAAAAUAUAAUAUAAUACUUGCAUCAGUUACAACUCAGAAAGGGCAGGUCUCAAAAGGGACACUGAAGUCAGUCUCCAUCCUAAAUGACCUCUUCUCAUUGUUUGUAUAUAAGAAUAGCAUCAGCACGUAUUAUACUGUCAAUGUCCACAGCAGACCAUCUGGAAACACUGUGGCCAGUCACAUAAGGUCAUUCUUACCUCUGGUCAGUAAAAGGUUUGUGCCCCUUAGGGGAUGAUGUUUGUUUCUGUCACUCUCUUAAAUAUGCUUACAUGGGUAUUGUCGUCACUUUUUAAUUGUGGUACAUCUUAGAAAUGCAGUUAGUUUAUGUUGCAGAGACACUGGAGCUCAGCUUUGUCCACAAAGUUGAUUUCUUUUGGCAGUCUCCACAUUCUCACAUCACUGUUGUGUUUGUCAUUUUAUUUUCAGCAGUGCCUUAGUAUUAAGGAUUAGUAGUCACUCUUUUUAGAAGCCAUUUCAUGAAAAGCAUUAGAUUUACUUUCACAGAUUUAGCAGCACAUACCAUGUAAAAAAAAUUUUGGAAAGUCAUUGUGUAUAGCAUCAAGUAUGUAGUGAAAUUGCAGAUGUGGCUUGUAAGAUGAGCUGCAAACUGCUCUUGAGAUCUUGUGUCAAUCUGUUGCAUCUGAGCGCACUUCUUCUUAUCAUGGUGUCUAAACUUGCACUGUCUUGAAAAUCCUAAAGAAGCAGGAGUAUGCCUUGUAAUUGGCAGUGUCAUCAUGGCCAACCUUCUCAUCAUACUAUGGUUUCUUAUCCACUAUACACCAGUCUAGAAAUCACAGUGACUGGAACAAGGUGCUAAGUUUUCAUCCUGAAAUUGUUGAAUAUGUUUUAAGACAUGUUUUUUGUUUUUUUUUUUGUUUUUUUUUGGUACAUUGGUUUGUCUGUUUUGUUUUGUAUGUUAAGAAACACUAGCUGAAAAAAGAACCAUGCCAAAAGAGCUUGUUUUCGGCACAGCUUUACAGGACGUGUUGUUUUGUUUGAGUGAGUAGAGAGGCAAAUAAAUCUCUUUUUGAGUGUAUUUAAUCAUUUCAUGUGUGGUUGAUUAUGAGACAUUUAUUUGAAAUAAAAAUCUAUUUUAAUUUUC